This is a messenger RNA of Dentiscutata heterogama, 135 nucleotides long. Lineage: Eukaryota; Fungi; Glomeromycota; Glomeromycetes; Diversisporales; Gigasporaceae. The record is from the annotation of a GenBank genome assembly.
UAAUGGAUCAUGCGACUGAAAUUUUCAAGACAUUAUAUUCCAGAAAAAUCUUACCUAUACCUGAAGAAGAUUCAUCAUCCACACCAGCUAUGAGUCAUGUGACUGAAAACUGUGAAGAUUUUCUUCACGAUCAAA